Messenger RNA from Penicillium hordei, 1482 nucleotides. Its product is annotated as arylsulfotransferase family protein. The transcript has a single exon. The record is from RefSeq and is a predicted model, not a curated record. NCBI's taxonomy places the organism in Eukaryota, Fungi, Ascomycota, Eurotiomycetes, Eurotiales, Aspergillaceae. The coding region runs from base 1 to 1482 and encodes 493 amino acids.
AUGGCUCCAUGGUGGUACACGGCAGGCAGCGCCCUGGCUCUGUCUCUUCGGGUGGUUGCUUGGGACUAUUCAACUUAUAACUCGAUGGAAUUCGAGCCGCCGAAGCUCGAGGUCAACAAGACCGGAACUACCGAUCCCGGCUACAUCUUCCUGGGUCCCCGUGGAGACGUUCAGGACGCUGGCUGCGCUGCGCUAAUUUACGAUGAUGCGGGUGACCUAGUUUACGAAGGCCCGGAAGAGGUGACUGCCAAUUUCAUGGUGCAAAAGCUCUUCGGCAAGGAUGUUAUCACCUUCUGGGCCGGAGACAUGAUGUCCAUCGGCUACGGUUAUGGAACCGUGCACAUCCUUGACAAUACCUAUAAGGAGAUCUACACUGUCCAACUGACCGGCGACUUCGUCACCCCGGACGGCUCAAGAAAGGACUCAUACUGUGACAUGCACGAGAGCCACAUUACUUCCCGCAACACUCUCAUUUGCACCGCCUACAACGUCACUCAGCAUGACCUGACUUCUAUCAAUGGUACCUCCUCCCAGUGGAUGCUGGACAGCCAAUUCUAUGAGAUCGACAUUCCUACCAACCAGGUGCUGCACGCUUGGAGUGCACUUGACCACGAGGCUGACAUUCCCCUGACCACUUCCCACCAGGGUCUCGGAAAGGAUGUUGGUACUCAGGAUGCCCCCUAUGAUGCCUACCACAUCAACUCCAUCACCACCACCAACAAUGGCUAUCUUGUCUCGCUGCGCCACAUGUGGUCAGGUUACUAUCUGUCUCAAAAUGGCAGCGUGAUGUGGCGGCUGAGCGGCGAAGACGGCGCCGACUUCAAGCAACUUGGCAAUGCCGAAUUCUCGUGGCAACACGACAUGCGCGUCUACAACGAGACCGACAACGGGCUCAUCUUGAGCUUGUUUAACAACGCCAACACCCCGACCGACGAACAAUCGGAGACCACCGGAAUCAGCCUGGCCAUUGAUCUGAACAAGAAGACAGUUACCGGUCUCCGCUCUCUGACUGACCCCAACGACCCCAUCCACUCCGUGAGCCAGGGCAGCUAUCAGCUCCUCAGUGAGGUAGACAGCCAUGUCUUCCUGGCUUAUGGCUCCAUUUCCAAAGUCAAGGAGUUUGAUGGUGACGGUACCGUCAUUUUCAGUGCUCAGUUCGGCGACGACAACGCUGUUGCAUCUUACCGUGGCUACCGCUGCCAGUGGACUGCUACUCCCUUUUGGAAACCCUCCGUGUCCGUCAGCAAGACUAGCUCCGGUGCCACCGUUUACAUGAGCUGGAAUGGCGCUACUGAAUAUGACAACUGGGUCGUCUACGCGGCUUCUUCUGCCACCUCUACCAACAACACUCAGAUCGCCACAGCUAAGCGCAAUGGUUUCGAGACUUCUGCUACUCUUGUCGAUCCUCCCACCAAUUUCGUUCAGGUUGCCGCUCGUAAGGGUACCACCGUUGUCAGGACCUCGGAUAUUGUCUCAUUCUAA